Planococcus citri (citrus mealybug) is the source of this 1507-nucleotide messenger RNA. RefSeq lists its product as uncharacterized. The record is from RefSeq and is a predicted model, not a curated record. The coding region runs from base 119 to 1420 and encodes 433 amino acids. The transcript has 4 exons. Lineage: Eukaryota; Metazoa; Arthropoda; Insecta; Hemiptera; Pseudococcidae.
AGAUAAUUUACUAUACUCAACACCAUUCAUUAACCCAGUUAGUGAUUCAAACUGAGAUCAUUCAAAGUUCGAUGAUCGUAUUAUGUAGUAAUACCUCCACUUCCAUCACUAGGACGCCAUGAUUCACCAAACAAAGUUGAUAUUUCUUAUUCUAUUCGUAUUAAAAGAAUUUCUCCCCAAGUCCAAAUACGAUAUCUCAGUAUCUUUGCCUGACUGGAUCGACAAGAUAUUUAAAAAUGCUGAAGAUCGAAUGCUCGAUAUUACAGUAAGGGAAUCAUUCAGUUCAUCCCGAUGGUACCCUCAAACAUUGGAGUACGAUAUAACUGAUCAAGGUUUCCCUUCGCCUUUCCAAUCAAAAAUCAUAUUCUUCGAUACCAAAUUUCACGUUAAUGACGGAAAUAGGAUAGAAACCAAGUCAACGCCUUUUACCCUGGAAACUUGGAACUUAUCCGAUAGCAAAAUUCGCAUAUCGACAAAAAUUUUCAGAGUCACUUUGGAAGGACAAAUUCGAGUGAAAAAUGAUCAGUGUUACGCUAAAUACAGGACCACGUUACAUUUCGAGGAUUUCGUGUUGGACGCGAUUCGAAUAUCUAAAGACUCUAAAGACGUGAAAUACUCUAUCAAAUUUUCCUACAAAUCGUUGAGUGAAAGGUGGGGUGACAGUAUAAAAUGGCAAAAAGGUUACAUAACAGUCAAUCAGGGAAAACAGUUGGAAAGAUCCAUGGAACCCAUGCUGCCCCUAGUGCUACACGAUUACAUGAAUCGCAAUCCACAGUUUUCAGAAUAUUUCGGCAAAAUCACCAAAAUUUACGAUCAUAUUUUUGAAACUAUCCCAGCUAAUGAAAAUUUGCUGGAUCAUCGACAGCAGUAUUAUUACCUGAUACCACGAACUCGCUAUUACGGGUUUCAUUUGAGAAAUAUCAUGAUCAAGGGGUUACUUAAUAUCGAAUCUUUGGAUGUCGACAAGAAAUCACCCUUGGUUACCCGUACAUUAUUGAUGAAAAAUAUUCGUGGGAAUAUGACUUUGGAUUACGGUUCUAAAGAGCAAGCACCGUUAGAUUUGAAUUUCGUGAUUGAUUACCUUACGAUUUCCAUUACAAAUGGAACCGACAUGGUGCACUUGGAGGCGAGAAGUUACAGCGUUAAUCGUACAACUGGUGCUUCGUUAACUCAUCGUCAAUCGGCGAAAAUAAUUCAAAAAGUAGAAUGCGCUUUGGCUGCUGAGUUGAUGCCAUCGAAACGAGCUUGGAAAACGUGCGAUAUGGAGUCUGACAUCGAUCAAAUCGAAAUCACGAAUGCAUCUGACUGGAAAAUGAUUGAAAAAAAAUACGGCGACUGGAUUCCAUUUAAUCACGACGCACCGAAAAAAUCGGGUUUGAUGCGAAGAAUAUUGGGAGGACGUUUUAUGUCGAGUCGUUAAAGACAAAUCAAUAUCACCAGACUUGAUUCCUAGACCCACCUAUUAGUUGACUAAUGUUACCUAUUUAUCAAUUUAAGAACUGUUUCA